Molecule: messenger RNA, 6722 nt
Organism: Cyprinus carpio (common carp)
Lineage: Eukaryota; Metazoa; Chordata; Actinopteri; Cypriniformes; Cyprinidae
Gene: itsn2b
Product: intersectin 2b
Exons: 40
Coding region: 303-5882 (1859 amino acids)
Biological process (GO): positive regulation of Rho protein signal transduction; intracellular signal transduction
Molecular function (GO): protein binding; calcium ion binding; guanyl-nucleotide exchange factor activity
Source: RefSeq, a predicted model, not a curated record
GGCUCUUCUGCGCUCUGCGCUCGUGCACGUCUCGUCGUCAGCCAUGUUGUCAUGUUGUUUGUCUGACAGCGCCGUAUAGCAACAGGUUGUCAAAGAUUCUCAAUAAAACACUGCAGAAAUUCUCUGAAGAAACCCAGAAAGCCGACUGUCAUCACGUUAAUUCAGAGGACAAUGGAAAAGGAUAUGUUUUCCUCCCUGGAGACUUCGCGCAGUCACUAAUGCUGUUGUGUAAUAUGACUGAGCUAGCCAGCUGAGACGAGGAGAUCAGGACCACUGUCCUCAUAUCCCUGCCACCUGCAGCCAUGAAUGGUGGUCGGAGUAUUUGGGCUAUAACCCCAGAGGAAAGGGACAAACAUGAUCAGAAGUUUGACAGCCUCUUGCCAGUACAGGGCUUUGUUACAGGGGAGAAAGCGCGAAACUUCUUCAUUCAGUCAGGGCUUCCCCAGUCUGUGCUAGCUGAGAUCUGGGCCCUGGCUGAUAUGAAUAAAGAUGGUAGGAUGGACCGGCUGGAGUUUUCUAUAGCCAUGAAGCUGAUCAAGAUGAAACUGCAGGGACAGAAUCUUCCUACAGCUCUGCCCAUCAUCAUGAAGCAGCCACCUGUGCCAUCUCCAACCAUGCCAGCAACACCUCUCGGAAUGGGAACUAUGCCAAAUGUACCCAUGAUGCCCAGCGUGCCCAUUCUGACCCCUAUACCAAUGACCACCAUGAGCCCCAUGCCGGGCAUGACUCCCAUGAUGGGCACAGGGCUGUCGGUGCCAGUUAUGCCCACCAUCAGCACCCCAGCCCUGCCUAAUGGACCUAUUGGCAUUCUACAACCGACCCACAUCCCUCUCACUUCCACUCUCCCGGUUUCAAGUUCCUUUUCCUCUUCUCCACUGGGCUUCUCUGCCACUCCGUCUUUGCUGGACCUGGGCUCGAGCAGCUCAAACUCCUCCCCCUCCACAUCACUGACCAGCAACUCUCCUAAGGGUGGCCCUUCUGAUUGGGCCGUCCCACAGGCAUCACGACUCAAAUACAGGCAGCAGUUUAACAGCCUGGACAAGCAAAUGAUUGGUUAUCUAACAGGUCCUCAAGUGAGAGCUGCAAUGGCUACAACAAUGCUUACUCAGACUCAGCUAGCUGCCAUCUGGAAUCUUGCUGAUGUGAAUAAGGAUGGUAAACUGCAGGCUGAUGAGUUUAUUCUUGCUAUGCAUCUGGUAGACAUGGCUAAAAUGGGACAGCCGCUGCCUAUGGCACUUCCUUCAGAGCUGGUGGCGCUAACAAUGAGGGGGAAGCCUGGUGAUUCUUUGAAUGGAACCACUCCCUCGAUCUAUGCAGGCCUGGCUGAGGACCUCUAUGAGCCUGAUCUUCCACAGAAAUCAAGGAACAAUUUGACUUUUGAGGAUAAGUUCAAGAAAAAUAUGGAGAUGGGAAAUGCUGAACUGGAGAAGCGGCGACAGGCCCUGCUUGAGCAGCAGCGCAGGGAAGAGGAAAGGAGGGCACAGAAGGCCAGAGAAGAGCAGGAGAGAAGAGAGAGGGAGGCACGAGAGCUGGAGCUGAAGAGGAAGAGGGAAGAAGAGCUCAGACUGGAGCGACAGAGGGAGCUGGAGAGACAAAGAGAGGAGGAGAGACUCCGAGAGCUGGAGAGGAAGGAGGCAGCCAAGAAGGAGCUGGAGCGCCAGCGGCAGCUUGAGUGGGAGAGGAGGAGAAAGCAGGAGCUCCUAAACCAGAAGAGUGAGGAGCAGGAGGAGAUCAUCAAGCUCCGAGCCAAGAAGAGGAAUCUGGAGAUGGAGCUGGAGGCUGUGGGCAACAGGCAGAAACAAAUCUCUGACAAGCUUCGAGAUGCUGAAGGCAAAAAGAGAAUUCAUAAAAAUGAGCUUGAGAUGAUCAACCAGAAAAGAGACUCCUGCAUCACAGAAAUCAGCUCUCUGCAGAAACAGUUAGAGGAAUUUAAAAGGAAGUUGGGACAGUCGACCAUAGAACAGCAAAAACUCAAUGACAGACUCCGCAGCCUGAGUCUGAACAACCUUCCUACUGUGACAGUGAAAACUUUACAGAGGAAUGUAGAAGACAAGGAUCUUACCUGUCGAAAGCUUAAAGAACAGCUUAAUGCUUUGGAGAAGGAAACUGCAGUUAAAUUAGCAGAUAUGGAUCAGUAUAAGAAAGAAAUCCAGUUUGAGGAAAUGGAUGACUGCAUGCUUAAAGGCCUGCUCUCUUUACUGAGUUGCCUCAGCAAUCUCUUCUUCCUUUUGAAGGAUCUCCGAGAGAGCCAGAAGACGCAACAGUCUGCUUUGGAAAAACUACGCGCCAUUAAGGAAGAAAAAAUCAGAGAGCUAAAGAAACGCAAGCAGGAGGAACUGGAAAAGAAGAGGAGAGAAGAGGAAGAGCAGAAACGCAUCAAACUGGAGAAGGAGCGGCAGUGGCAGGAGAAACUGAGGCGUGAAGAGGAGGAGAAACAGAGGAAAAUUCAGGAGGAAAGAGAAGCCAAACUUCGUGAGGAGGAGGAGAGGGAGAGACAAGCUCGUUUACAGGCUGCUAGAGAACAAGCGGAACGAGAGCGCAAGGCCCGCGAGGAGGAGGAGAGGAGGCGCAGGGAGGAAGAGGAACAAGAGAGACGCAGACUUGAGGAGAAACGGAGGCAGGAGGAGGAGGAGGACCGCAGGCGGCGAGAUGAAGAGAGGAGGAAACUGGAGGAGGAGAGGAGAAAACUGGAGGAAGAAAGGAGAAAACUGGAGGAGGAGCGAAAGAGGCAGGAGGAAUUAAGAUUGGAGGAGGAGAGGAAGCGCGAGGAGCGGAGAAGAAAAGAGGAGGAGAGACGAGAAGAGGAGAGAAGGAGGGAGCGUGAGGAGGAGGAGAGGAGGCGACUUCGUGCACAGGAGGCUGCCAUGAGAGAUGCGGAGGAGAGGAAGAGACUAGAAGAGGAGAGAAAAAGAAAAGAGGAGGACCGGAAAAAACAGGAAGAGGAGGACAGGCGGCGUCGGGAGGAGGAGCAAAGGAAACAGGAUGAGGAGAGGAAGAAGAAACAGCAGGAGGAAGAGGCUGCAGCCGUAAGACUGAGAGACGAUGAACAGAACAAGAAGAACACUGUUAAAUCAGACAUCGUUGCUGCUCUUCUGCGCGGCCUGGAGGAGAGGAAAGGCAGCAGACAUCCUCGUGGCACGCAGCACAGGAGAUCAGCGGCACUGACAACGUUUAAAGCCCUCUACCCCUUCACUGCCAGAAACGAUGAUGAGCUCUCCUUCGAAAGCGAUGACCUGAUUGAGGUGGAUGAGAGCAUAGAGCGAGAGCAGGGUUGGCUGUACGGCAGUCGGCAGGGGAAGAUGGGCUGGUUCCCUGAGAGCUAUGUGGAGAAGCAGGCCAAAUCAGAGGCUCCGCUCGUGGCCAAACAAGCCCUAAAGCCACAGGUCUCCAUCUCUGUCAGCAAACUGAACGAAGGACCGAGUGGAUCACGGUUGAACUCCGCUUUCACCCCCACCCAUGCCACAGGCUCCGCCUCCUCCAACCAUGGUCAGGUGGUGGGGAAUGUGCAAGCUCAAGCUCUGUGCUCAUGGACUGCAAAGACGGACAACCAUCUCAACUUCUCCAAAGAUGAUGUGAUCACAGUUCUGGAGCAGCAGGAGAACUGGUGGCUUGGAGAGCUUAAUGGGGUUCAGGGGUGGUUCCCCAAAAGCUAUGUUUCAGUGCUGAGCGCCAGUGAUGCACAAACAGAUUCCACUGAUGGAUCUGAUACAGCAGAUGGAUCCAGCUAUGAAGAAUAUGUGGCUCUGUACACUUAUGAGAGCCCUGAGCCUGGAGACCUGACCUUCACCGAGGGAGACACCAUCCUGGUAUCAGAGAGGGAAGGGGAGUGGUGGAGAGGCAGCAUCGGAGACAGAUCAGGAGUCUUCCCCUCCAAUUACGUCAAGCCAAAGGAGGCUGAUGCAUCAAGUGUCUCUGGUAAACUUGGAACACCUGCAAAGAAACCAGAAGUGGCCCAGGUGACCACUGCGCACACAGCUGCAGGUGCAGAGCAGCUGAAUCUAGCCCCAGGACAGCUCAUCCUCAUCCUCACCAAGAACCCAUCUGGCUGGUGGCUUGGGGAACUGCAGGCCAGGGGGAAGAAGCGUCAGAAGGGCUGGUUCCCUGCUUCACACGUCAAGCUUCUGGGCUCAAACAGCGGCAAAUCUACACCUGCAUCUGCAGCUGUCGGCCAAGUCAUCGCCAUAUACGACUACACCGCAGUGAAUGAGGACGAGCUGAGCUUCUCGAAGAGUCAAGUUAUCAACGUGCUAGACAAAAGCGAUCCUGACUGGUGGAAAGGAGAGCUCAAUGGGGUCACGGGCUUGAUUCCUACCAACUAUGUGAAAAUGACCACCUCGGAUUCUGACCCCAGUCAGCAAUGGUGUGCUGACCAGAGCACUCUGGAUUCAAUGAGCCCGCAGGAGAAGAAACGGCAAGGAUACAUCCACGAGCUCAUUGAGACAGAGGAGAAAUACAAUGAAGACCUACAACUAGUCCUUGAGGUACACCUCUUCCACAAGCCCAUGUCUGAAUCAGGUCGUCUUACUGAGGCUGAAAUGAGCAUGAUAUUUGUCAACUGGAGGGAGCUUAUCCAGUGCAACUCCAAGAUGCUCAAGGCACUGAAAGCAAGGAAGAAGACCGGGGGAGAGAACAUGCCGGUUCACAUGAUCGGAGACAUCCUGGCCUCUGAGCUGUCACACAUGCAGGCCUACAUCCGCUUCUGCAGCUGCCAGCUGGACGGUGCCACGCUGCUGCAACAGAGAACCGAUCAGGAGCCAGACUUCAAAACGUUCCUCAAGAGAAUUGUUGCUGAAUACUGUUGUUGUGGAGGAAUGCCUUUGUCCAGCUUUUUACUCAAACCUAUGCAACGGCUGACUCGCUAUCCUCUCCAUAUUAAAAAUAUCCUGGAAAGUACUCCAGAGAGUCACAUGGACUAUAAUCAGCUGCGAGAGGCUUUGGAGAAGGCAGAGCUGCUGUGCUCUCAGGUGAACGAAGGUGUCAGGGACAAGGAGAACUCUGAGAGGCUGGAGUGGAUCCAGUCCCAUGUGCAGUGUGAAGGCAUCACCGAGAAUCUGACCUUCAGCUCUCUGACCAACUGCAUGGGUCCUCGGAAAUUGCUGCACAGCGGGAAGGUGUUUAAGACCAAGAGCAAUAAGGAGUUAUACAUCUUUCUGUUCAACGACUUUAUGCUGUUCACUCAAGCUGUCAAGCAAUUCACUUUCUCAGGAACGGACAAGCUCUUUAGCCCCAAGUCCAACACCCAGUACAAGAUGUACAAGACGCCUGUGUUCCUCAAUGAAGUUCUGGUGAAGCUUCCGUCAGAUCCGUCCAGCGAUGAGCCCGUCUUCCACAUUUCCCACAUAGAUCGUGUGUACACACUGAAGACCGAGAACAUUAACGAGAGGACUGCAUGGGUUCAGAAGAUCAAAGCGGCAUCAGAAGCAUUCAUUGAGACCGAGAAGAAGAAACAGGAGAAGGCUUAUCAAUCUCGAUCAAUGAAGGCAAGUGGAAUUGGUCGCCUGCUUGUCACCAUCUUGGAGGCAACAGAGCUAAAAUCCUCCAAACCAAACGGAAAGAUUAAUCCAUACUGUGAAGUGACCAUGGGCUCUCAGUGUUACUCUUCCCGAACCAUCAAUGACACCGUCAACCCCAAGUGGAAUUUCAAUUGUCAGUUUCACAUUAAAGACCUGUAUCAAGAUGUCCUCUGUAUUACGAUUUUUGAGCGGGAUCAAUUUUCACCAGAUGAGUUCUUAGGUCGCACUGAGGUUCCUUUAGCCACUAUUAAGAAAGAGCUUGAGAAUAAAGGUCCAUCCACUAGGAGGCUGCUGCUUCAUGAGGUUCCCACUGGAGAGGUUUGGGUUCAGCUUGACCUGCAGCUGUUUGACCACAAAGCCCCCAAAUGAUGAGGAGAGAGGAUGUCCCUUCAAGACUGCACUUCAAGCACAGCUUCUCAAGAGUGCCUUUAAAUGUUCUCAACUACUAUGAAACGUACUAAUGAAUGUGUGACCAUAAGGAAGAUGAGUUAACGUUCACGACUUUGCCAAGUUUUGAUUUUUGACCAAGUGACGUGGGAAUAAAAAGGGAGAAUUUUUUUUGUUAGUUUUAUUGCCUAAAAAAUUAACCACUGGAUGUAGAGAUAUCUCAGGACCUAUAUUUUGCUUCAAAUAUACUGUCUUUAUUGCUGUACAGAAAGCUAUAUUUGUUAUAAUCGUAAUUUGCCUAGAUCUGAAGUUGAUGAGAACUUGAAUAUUCUCAUCAGCAACGCUAAACCAGGUGGUGUUGUUUUGAAUUCAUUAUCCGUCUGCCUUUCCUGCCAGUUCUUCCAUUUAACUUCACCAUUAUAGAAUUAAUUUGCACCAGCCAUUUGCAUGAUCCUCUAUAAAAUCUUAAAACAGCUCAUUAGCCUGUGUAACAUGGAAGGAACUCUUUUUGCAGAGCUUACUAGUUUUUAUGUAGGAAGGUACAAAUGAGGUGAUUAACCAGAGAUGAUUAGUAAAGGUCUAAUCACUGUUGAUUUUGUGUGCUUGACAGAGGUUUAUUUAUGUUAAUUUAUGCAUAUUGGACUAUCUGCACAUUUUACGCUGCCCACUAUAUCUGGAUUGCUGUAAAGCAUUCAGAAAAGGUCUUAUUGUAUAUUUUUGCGAGUAGUAUGAACGUUUACUCAGUCACUGAGUUUUUCUCUUAGGUUUUAUUUGUUUUAGUUUUAAAUAUAAAUGUAAUAAAGUUGGUUGAAUAUUCUGAAA